This is a messenger RNA of Carassius gibelio (silver crucian carp), 1560 nucleotides long. RefSeq names its product C-C motif chemokine 25-like. The transcript is spliced from 5 exons. Gene Ontology annotation, biological process: inflammatory response; monocyte chemotaxis; cellular response to interleukin-1. Bases 62 to 370 code for a protein of 102 amino acids. Gene Ontology annotation, molecular function: chemokine activity; CCR chemokine receptor binding. Gene Ontology annotation, cellular component: extracellular region. The record is from RefSeq and is a predicted model, not a curated record. NCBI's taxonomy places the organism in Eukaryota, Metazoa, Chordata, Actinopteri, Cypriniformes, Cyprinidae.
AUCCUGGUAAUGAGAAGAAACUACACUUUUCUAUACAAACAAGAAGAGACACUGGGAAAUCAUGCGGUUCAGCAUCCUCUUCUUCAUCGUCCUCCUGGGAUUCAUCUACCUCACACUGGCACAAGGCUCGUAUGAGGACUGCUGUCUGCAGUAUGUCAGGAAUAUUAAACCGUCCAUGAAAAACAGACUGAUCAGCUACAGAAAACAACAGAUGGACGGAGGCUGCAACAUCCCAGCUAUUGUCUUUACCCUGAAACGUGGCCGUAUGAUUUGCACCGACCCUCGGGAAAAAUGGGUGCAUGAACUCAUGCGGAGGGUGGACACAAUGACAGGCGGCUCAUUUAUGAAGAGGAAGAAUCUAAGGGGUUAAACACACCAGUGGCAGCCGAGAGAGGACCAGAGGGAAAGCAGCCCGGGUGUCUCGGCCAAUCACGUUCUUUCUUUGAGAUCUGGCUCUCCAAGCGCACAUUUCAUUAUGGAUCGUGACUUUCCGGUGUAUGUGGUAUAUCAGGUGGCAUUUCCUGUUUCCAGACUUUUGUUGCUUCACUGACGGACUGCUGCUUAAAUGCUCAGAAUGGGAGAUGGCCAUUUAUUUUCAUUUUCCACGUGCUGCCGUUGCCUUCUGUUAUAAAACCUUGUGAGCCGUCUGCAUAGAAAGCCCAGAAGCGUACUUGGUUUUAGCGCAUGCGCACUGUCGAACACGCAGCAUUUAUUUAAUAAUGUGCGCGAACGUGAAACCUUGACGCAUGCGCACUACAAAGAUUCAUCCUUGUCCAGUAUACUACUUUAGCCUUCAUUUAAACUACAUUAGCUGGUACUUCUCUGUAUCUAAUAAAAUGUAUAUUUAAAUUCCUUCUGUUCAUAUAGCAAUGCGUGAAAUGCUGCUUGAACAUACUGACUUUAUAGGCAGCUCACUAGAUUUUGGAAUAGAGCUCAUGUGUACAGCAUCACCUUGAGGGUCAUAUAUUAAGCUACUGUAUUAUGAACUUUCACUUUGCACACUUUGAUUUACUGCUUUUGCCCAACAGUAUGUGUAAUAAAAAGUCAGUGUGAUCGAAAAUGUUAUUAGUUGUAAUUGUGGGUGGGAAGUUUUGCAAGAAAUGCAGAUAAUCCUUCUAUUUCCUUAUGAGUUAAUUAUACUACUGACACACCGACAAAUUACUUUUGAGUUUUGUAUGAUAUUAUAAUGCAUUGUAAAUUAUGAUUUGUUAUUUUGGUUAAUGCAUUAAGCUUUAGGAGUGAUUACUUUAUAGUUAUUGAUAGAAUGAAUAUUCGUGGAUCUCGUUUAUAUUCGUGAAUCUCAACUUCUGCAUAUUUCAUUUUAUAUAUUUGAGUAUUUUUUAUUUCUUUUUUUAUUUAAGUGGAACUACUGUUUUUCACUUUAAUGUUCACACUUAAUCCAGUUAGAAUGCAUCUUUAUAAAGGCUAUGACGCCAUGUGUUUUUUGGUUUGGCUGUUUUGAAACUGGGUCAUAAGCUCUUUGGGUUCCAGACGUUGUACAAUAUUCUUUACACUGCAGAUAUUUUCUCAUAUAUCAUAAAUAAAAUGGUUUGAAAAUAA